AUGGGCGUCGAAUCUGUAUCUGUCGACCCUGCCACUAAGAUUGCGCUCGAUGUUCCAGUGGCGGAUGCAGCAAUCGUUCCUCCGCCGCCCUCAGUGGCCCCCGACGGAGGAGUCCGAGCAUGGCUUCAAGUUUUGGGAUGUUGGCUCGUAUUCUUCAAUGUCUGGGGCUUUCCUUUCUCAUUCGGGCUGUUUCAAAGCUACUACGAAUUGAACAUCUUGACCGGCAUGUCUUCGUCGAACAUCUCCUGGAUCGGGACAAUGACAUCGUAUCUUCUGAUUGUCACCGGCGUCCUCUCUGGUCCUUGGUUCGAUCUCGGCUACUAUAAAGUCAUGCUUCUAGGAGGGGCUGCCAUGUCUUGUCUUGGGAUCAUGAUGUUGAGCCUCUCGAGUCAGUACUACCAGAUCUUCCUGACCCAGGGCAUCUGCACUGGUUUGGGUUGUGGGGUUCUCUAUAUCCCCGGCCUCGCGCUCGUCGGCCGUUCAUUUACUAGGCGAAGAGCAAUGGCAAUGGGAAUCGUAAGCAGUGGCGCUCCUGUCGGCGGAAUCAUCUAUACUAUUACUUUUGACCAGGUCAUCGACUCACUGGGCUUUGCCUGGACGGUGAGGGUGAUGGGAUUCAUCAUGCUCGGGUCCUACCUCAUUGCAUUCCCACUCUUGCUCUGGGGAACGGCCAACACGGGCGACAUCGCGUCCGGGACCCCUCGGAAGCUGUUUGACAAGUCGGCCUUCAAAGACCUAGCCUUUUGGAUGUAUACCUGGGCCAACUUUUUCUUGUUUUGCGGCUACAUGGUGCCGUUCUUUUAUAUGCCCAGCUACGCCCAGUUCGAGCUGCACAUGUCGCGAUCACUCUCUCUGUAUGCCGUCGUCAUUGCACAGGGUGUCUCCGUCAUAGGACGGCUGCUGGCGUCUGCUGCGGCCCUUCGAGUCGGGGUCAUGAUCCCCUGGCUGACCUGUGGCACCCUCUCGGCCAUUCUUUGCCUGGCGUGGAUCGGCAUCCAUACUCCUGCCGCGUUUCUGGUCUAUGCAGCACUGUACGGGGGCUUCAGUGGCGCGCUUAUUCCUCUCCCGCCCAGUAUUUUCCCCGUCGUGUGUCCCGAUCCCAAGAUCCUCGGCGCACGUCUCGGCAUGGCCCAAGCAAUUGGCGCCACCGCCUCGCUGAUAGGCAGCCCCAUAGCGGGUGCCCUCUUGGGCCUAGGAGGCCACGGCUACCUGGGCUUGCAACUGUGGACGAGCCUCAUCAUGUUGGUUGGGAGCUUGUUCCUGGUAGGACUGUGGAUCACGCUUGUCAAAAGAAGGGAGUGCAAUAUAUUGAUCUAG
This is a messenger RNA of Capronia epimyces CBS 606.96, 1317 nucleotides long. RefSeq lists its product as uncharacterized. The coding region runs from base 1 to 1317 and encodes 438 amino acids. Lineage: Eukaryota; Fungi; Ascomycota; Eurotiomycetes; Chaetothyriales; Herpotrichiellaceae. The transcript has 5 exons. Gene Ontology annotation, biological process: transmembrane transport. Gene Ontology annotation, cellular component: fungal-type vacuole membrane. Gene Ontology annotation, molecular function: transmembrane transporter activity. The record is from RefSeq and is a predicted model, not a curated record.